AUGAACAGGCAGGUUCCACUCAUGUCUGUUCAGACUAAUAACAAUCUUGAUGGGAAUUCUACAACUUCUGACCAUGAACUUAAGCUUCCUCAGUUCUGGCAGGUACUGGGUCCUUUUCCUCAUGGCUCAAGAGAAAUUGGCGUGGAUCCACUAAGUGCAUAUGGUGGGUUUGAAAAUCUCGAGUAUAUAGAAGGAGCUCAAUAUUCAUCCGAGUUGGCAGAUGGUGGCUGGGUCACUUGGAGAAAUAUCUCUACAAACGUAGAUGGGUCUGUCGGUCCCAUUGACUAUCCAAACGUGCGUUGGGAUUUUAAUCGCAAAACAUUUGGCUGGGCGGUUUUACAUCAUGCCACUUAUUUUCGCGGAACUUUUAAUAUAGCAACUGCUGGUUCAUAUCUUGUAUCAUUUUCAGGUGUGAUCAGUUUCAAGAUUGAUGAUCGUUCAUUUGUUGGAAACCUGUACAGCUACAGACAUGCAUCAGACUCUGCAGUGUAUCUUGAGGCAGGAGAGCACUCUUUGUAUAUUCUAGUAUCUAUGGAUGUGCGUAUAUUUGGUGGUUCUACUCCACCUAAGCCUGUAUUCACUGGUUCGCUUGAAAAGGUUGAAGUGGAUGGACCUACUCGUGGAGUCGUGUCGUAUUCUCUGGAUACAAUACUUCCAGAUGUACUUGAUGGAAAAUUAGUUACAUCGUUUGCAAGCAUAACUAUUUUAAACGGACUCAGUCUACCAUCAAUGGUACACGGCACAUUGAAACAGCAAAGCAGAGUUGACGAAAGGAAUGUUUUUCAGUCUACUAGUCAGGCAAAUGAUAACUACACUGACACAUUGAUUGAUACAUCGAUAUAUGUUUUAAAGCCUCUCAAUAUUGCGCCUGGACAAGUUUUACCAAUUUCAUUUGAAUUUGCUGGCCCGUUUGAUGAUUUUCCUUUGGAAUUUUCCUUGUCGAUUACUCUCAAAACAUUAGACACGCUUGAAGAGUUUGAUGUACCUCUUGGCAAUUAUAAAUUGACUAAGCGCACUUGGGGUGAUCCAUACAAAUUCACCUACUAUGGAUAUGAUGGAACUGUUCAAUACGCAAUGGCCAAACCUCCAAUCAAGGCGUGUGUACGCUCAUCAAAGAUGGGAUGCCCUGUUGUUGUUGCUCUUCAUGGAUCUGGAGUAGAUGCCGAUUCUCCUUUUUGGCUGGAUGCUGUUAGACGACAAGACUAUGCAUGGGUUCUUUAUCCCACUGGUCGCACAUCGUGGGGAUUUGAUUGGCAUGGACCAUCACAUUUCAAUGUUGAAUCGUCCAUUGAUGCACUGCAACAGCUAGUUCCUGGUGUUUCCAAAGAUCUACGUAAUACUAUCUUUCCAACAUCAUCGCGUCGUGUCUACGUAGGUCACAGUAAUGGUGGACAUGGUGCAUGGUGGAUGGCAACUCACUUUCCAGACACUGUGCUUGCAGUGGUACCGGCUGCAUCAUAUGUCAAAAUUCAGCACUAUAUUCCAUACUACCUGCAUAUUGGAUAUGCUUAUGCCGAUCCUAUUUUACGCGCAAUAUUUGAGGCAUCUAUUUCGGAAAACGACCUUGAUCUGUAUAUACCUAAUAGUGGAGGUAUUCCGCUGCUUGCAAGAACUGGUGCAAUUGAUGAGGUUGUUUCACCUUUGCAUACUCGCCGACUUGUUCGGAUGGUAAACGAAUGGAAUCGAGACGCUACUUCUGCAUCAGUGUCUGAAGUGCCAAACAAGGGCCAUUGGUUUGAUGGCAUUUUAAAUGACGAUACCGUUCAGGACUUUUUGGAUCUUCAUUUACUUCCGGAAAACAAUCCCACGCUUGAGCUUCCUUCUCUCCCACAAGGAUUUACUAUUCAAACACUUAACCCUGCUUCUACUGGAUCUAAAGGAGGGAUUCGAAUUCUUCAACUUGAAGUACCAUUCCGUUUAGCGACAAUUCGUGUUCAUCGAUAUGAAAAUAUAUGGGUGUUAAACACUACCAACGUACGCCGAUUUGGAUUUACACACGAUGAGCGUCAGAAGGAAAUUACAUCUUGGUCAAUUGAUGGAACUGAUUUUUCCAAAUCUCCUGCAGAUGCUGGACCAUCGUAUCUUCGUGUAGAUGGAGUAUGGCAGGUUGCAGAUGAUUUAUUGUGGAUUAGUCGAGAGCGUCAUCCAAGCACAUAUGGCCCCGCUAAUCUGAUAUUCUCACACCCCUUUCGUAUUGUUAUUCCAUCAGAAGGUGUGGAAAAUCUAAAACUAUACUAUCACCUUGCUCAGCACAUUGCCUCCUCUUGGUAUCUGUUUGGACUUGGUAGUACACAGAUCAUACACGAUGUAGACGUGCUUGACGGUGUUGCUGCUAUGUUUAAUCUGAUAGUGCUUGGUGGUCCAAAUGAUAACAUGUAUACACGUCGACGAUCUCAAGAAGGUGGCUCAAGACAAAUCACCUUUUUGCCGAGUGGUGGAUUCAAACUACACGAUCGCACAUUUGAACGACCUGGUACGGGUGCCUUGUUUCUUUCGCCUAGUCCAACUCGUACUCGACUUGGGCUAUUUAUAGCUGGUAUAGAUGCGAUAGGACUUCAACGUGCUGCAUGGACCAUUCCCUUUCGUACUGGUAUUGAAGUUCCUGAUUAUAUGAUUGUGGGGGAUGAGUAUGGCGAUGCAGCUACAGGAUGGACAGCCGGCAAUGGAUCGCCUUUUGGUGGUGCUGGCACAAAAGGUGUGGGCGGUGUGUUUGCUGCAGGAUAUUGGAACAACACAUGGGACUAUGAUGAUCGAUGUGGAUAUUUGAAAUAG
Molecule: messenger RNA, 2772 nt
Organism: Batrachochytrium dendrobatidis JAM81
Lineage: Eukaryota; Fungi; Chytridiomycota; Chytridiomycetes; Rhizophydiales
Exons: 15
Coding region: 1-2772 (923 amino acids)
Source: RefSeq, a predicted model, not a curated record